CCUAUAUAUACGUGGACAUGCCUAGGACACUAAAUGAAUGGGUUCGCCAGUUAUUUGAAGAGCGGACCGUGUAUGAUUCAGUGGAUCGCAAUGAAAGCUCGCUGAAUAUGCCUGGACAUUUUCCGGGGGGUCCUGAUUGUGGGGCAGUAGGUCUGAGUGGAGAGUCAGUUGAACCACAUAAUAGAAAUUGGUUCAACUCCAAAGCAUUUGAAUCAUAUAUGCGUAGUACGUGGCGCUGGUUUCAGUUUCUUGUCCUUAAGCCGAUUAUUAUUGUGAUGUUAUUCAUAUUCCGUCUCUUGGCAAUAGUUCUCAAUGUGGUAUAUUUCAGAGAAGCACAUUCUAGUCAUGUUAUUAAUGGUACUCACAUUAAUCCAAUAGAUAAGGCAAAUAAAUUCGUGUGUGAUCUUGAAGACAAUUUGCCUGUAGAGCCUCAGUAUUCUCAAUAUUCAGCAUCUACUGUGGAAGCAAGACUCCCUCCAUUCUACAAAAGAAGUUACACUCUGGCCCUUUAUAUGGCAACCAAUCGUGCCAUGUUCUUGUUUGUAUAUGUAACAUCACCUCAGAACGAAAAUUCUUCAUCAAUUUUCAAUAAGAUUAUUUUGAACCCAGAUUUCAUCUCAUUAUUUCAUGAGAAUAGUAAUACCCUCAUUUGGGGUGGUGAUUUAAUGAAUCCUGAGGCUUACCAGCUAGCUAAUAGUUUGAAUGUAACAAAGUUCCCAUUCCUUGGGUUGCUUUGUCUUACUAGGACUACCACUAUGACCCCACAGGGUUCAGUCAAGACUCUGCCGAAAAUUUCGCUCAUUCUGAAAAUACAAGGUGGGUUAUCAGCUGAUAUCAAUCCUCAUUUAUUGAUUGAUACUAAAUUCAAAAGGAAAAUGGCCAAAUAUGAAGCAGAACUUUCCUUGAUGCGUAACGAUCUCAGGGAUAAAUUUAUGAGCAAGGCACUUCUCAAGCAACAAGAGUUGAAUUACCUGACUUCAUUGGCCUUGGAUAGGGCUAAGAAGUUGGAACGACAACGUGAAGCCCUUAGAAAGGAAUAUAUAAUAUGGAAGACACUGUAUUUUAAAGAUUUGAUUGAAAGAAAUGCAAAUGGAGGUGCUAGAGGAGAUACUGCAAGAGUGGGUAUCAAAUUACAAGAUGGUACCAGGAAAAUGAUGCAAUUCCCUGCAGACAGCCCGGUGGAAGAUAUAUUCGCUUUUACUGAGAUUUCUCAAGCAGGAUUACUAGAUGAAACAGUCUCUACAAGUGCUACAUCUGCAGAUGAAAUUAGAAGGAAACUUGCCAAUUUCCAGCCAACAUUCAAGUUUAAACUCGUGUCACCAGUGCCACCAAAGGUGGUUCUUAAUGAAUAUCUCAAUGGCCCCGCUGGCGUGACGAUCAGAGAUAUUGACUGUAUAUAUCCCAACGGUUUACUCUUGUUGGAAUCUUAAUAAAUUAGUAAAUUCCAGUUCUUACAACUUAAUAAAUUUCUUCUUCUUAUUAUUUUAUUAUUAUUAUUAUUAUUCUUAAUAGACUAUAUGUGCA
This is a messenger RNA of [Candida] anglica, 1524 nucleotides long. The record is from the annotation of a GenBank genome assembly. NCBI's taxonomy places the organism in Eukaryota, Fungi, Ascomycota, Pichiomycetes, Serinales, Debaryomycetaceae.